AUACAGGCCUCGCCAACGGAUCUCGAGAUCCCGAUUCACCUGCUGCAUUCGGCAUCUAUGCACGAAGUCUUAUGCGCCGCAGACUAAACUAUCGCCAAGAGGCGAAAUUUUCACCUCGCUGACAUUGUGGCUUUAGUCAUUACAGGUGACCAUUAACACAAUGACCUAGUAGACAGGAGAUUAAGAUUAUGCGGUAACAUGGCGUAUACAGAUCCAGUUCUACUUCUAGCAGAACUUGAUCAGAUGCAGCCCCGCCUCGAACUUCAGCUCGAAGGAGGGUCCUGGAAUCAGAAGCAAGCUCGUCAAUAAUCCGCCUUCGCCCAUCCAUUGCUUCAUCUGGGACUCGACUUCUUCUCUACUCAGUCGAGUCUUGUCCAGCAGCAGCAACCAUGAAAGUUACUCUCGUUCUCGUUCUUUCUCACCUCUCCGCCGUCUUGGCCGGAGGGUACCAAGGCUGCCUUGAACGCGUGCAGCUGUUCAACGCCUACGAGAUCGACGGGCUCAACGCCGAGGCCGACCAGACGAUCGGCUUCAAGUGCGCCAAAGCGGACACGAAGACCAAAUCGUGUACGCAGUGGAAUGCCUGCAAGCCGAAGAAGAACUCGGGACGCACCCGGUGCAACUUCGACGACCUGAUGGUGUUCCUAGGAAAGGCGCCUACCACGACCGGGUGGUCAGUCAACGAUUCCAGCGGGAAGCUCGACCCCGAGGGGACGGCCAAGCAAUGCUACAAGCUGUUCACCAGCGCCCCGGGGAAGAACCCGAAGGUGCCCAACUUCCCUCCCCACGUAGCCGUGAAGGACGCGUGGGAGUUCAACGACUACAUCAAGCGCGUCGGCGACACAGUCAACAAGACGUACAAGAACAAGGGCAACAGCGACAACCGAAACCUCUUCGACAGCUUCGACACGACGACGGAGAAAGUCAGCGAGUCGCGGGCCGGAGACCACGGGCCCCAUCUCAUUGACGCAGCCAGGACCCAGCUAGGUGGCGCGAUGGAUAUAAAGACAGAGAGCGUAGGGGGUGGGUCUAAUCCUGCUACCGGCGAAACGUGGGAGACCGUGGAUUGGAGAGAGACGGCCGCACAAGCCAAGGCGAAGGGCGUGCCGGAUGUCGAUAAGAAGAUUCAGGGUUUUCUUAAGGGUUUCUAUGGUGUUGGGGGUAACAGCCAGGCGAGAAGUCACCGUGUGGUGAUACAGUCGUAUAAGCGGGUGGCGGAUAGGAGUCAGAGUUGUCGUUGAGGGGUAAUUUGGGCGUAGUUGUGUAGAAAAUGUUGGAGGCAGCGGAUGAGAAAAUUGAACAGAUGGAUAGCACAGUUGUACUAUACACGUCAUAUAGGACGAUAUGAUUGUAGAUAAUGCAAUAAUUGAUUUCCCUCAAUAAGCCAACUCUUAGCUAAAACGCCU
Annulohypoxylon maeteangense is the source of this 1406-nucleotide messenger RNA. RefSeq lists its product as uncharacterized. The record is from RefSeq and is a predicted model, not a curated record. Lineage: Eukaryota; Fungi; Ascomycota; Sordariomycetes; Xylariales; Hypoxylaceae. Bases 390 to 1241 code for a protein of 283 amino acids. The transcript has a single exon.